Molecule: messenger RNA, 956 nt
Organism: Benincasa hispida (wax gourd)
Lineage: Eukaryota; Viridiplantae; Streptophyta; Magnoliopsida; Cucurbitales; Cucurbitaceae
Product: Ribosomal protein S16 family protein
Biological process (GO): mitochondrial translation
Cellular component (GO): small ribosomal subunit; ribosome
Molecular function (GO): structural constituent of ribosome
Source: RefSeq, a predicted model, not a curated record
GUGGGAAGUGGAGGCGCCAGUUCCGUUCUCUAAUCCCAUCGUCAUUUCGGUUCGGCGAAUUUCCAAGAUUCUUACAGGGUUUUACGAGCUCGAAAAUGGUGGUUCGAAUUCGAUUGUCUAGGUUUGGUUGUAAGAACAAGCCGUUUUACAGGGUGAUGGCUGCCGAUAGCCGAUCUCCUCGAGACGGCAAACAUCUCGAGGUUCUAGGUUACUAUAAUCCCCUGCCAGGUCAAGAUGGUGGUAAACGAAUGGGUCUUAAUUUUGAAAGAGUGAACCAUUCAGUCGUCACUCUCUCCCAUCCUUCUAGGUAUUGGCUUUCAGUUGGUGCUCAGCCUUCAGACCCUGUGCAGCGUAUUCUUUUUAGAGCAGGAGUACUUCCACCACCCCCAAUGGUUGCAAUGGCACGUAAAGGCGGGCCACGUGAUACUCGUCUCGUUGAUCCUCUGAGUGGACGCUUCGUGACUCCGGAGAAGCCAACUGAUAGUUCCAGUGGCAAAGAUGGCGAUGCUGAUUCAUAAUGUUCUUUCAGAAGAAUCUCUGGAAUCUUUCAAAUGAGAUUUCCAACUCGUCCUUUUGUUCGGGUAAUCGGUCCAUUUACUUUUGAUUACAAGACGAGUGGUUUUUGAUGGGGAAUUAGGAAAAGCCAAGUAGUAUAAUUAGGAAAUUAGUCUAUUUACGAGCAAUUUUAUAUGCUAUAUUUAAUAAUAUCUGAGGAGGUUUUCCAUAGUUUCAAGUUUGGCAUAUAAUUUCAGUUUAUUCUGGAACAUUAAGAUGGAGUCUGUAAGAUAUUAUGAAUGUCCAAUCUCCCAGUACCAAAGUAUAUGGCUGUCGGACUGAGCUUAUCUCAUUGAAUGUUAGCCAUUACAUUGAAAAUUGUUGUCUAAUUUAAACAUGAUUACAUCUCUGUUCCAUUCUUCCUUUUGUUAUGUCAAUUAAAAUGAGAGAGUUUUCAUUUC